This is a messenger RNA of Salvia miltiorrhiza (redroot sage), 3660 nucleotides long. RefSeq lists its product as uncharacterized. NCBI's taxonomy places the organism in Eukaryota, Viridiplantae, Streptophyta, Magnoliopsida, Lamiales, Lamiaceae. The transcript has 6 exons. The record is from RefSeq and is a predicted model, not a curated record. Bases 1140 to 3359 code for a protein of 739 amino acids.
UUCCGUUCCUUUCACUACACUUUUCUCUCUCUAUACACUCACUCACCACUCUCAUAUGUCAUCACUUUGAAGUUUUUCUUCACCGAUCAAAAACUAAUCCACGCAUCUCACCAGUUCAUAGCUGGUAUGAAAUUGUGAAAACCCUCUUCAAUUCUCGUCAAACGCGGCUUUAUUUAUUUAUAUAGUUUCCAUUUAUGUACGAGGGUUGUUGAUCAACUGAUUGCUUGAUUCAUAUUUUUGAUUGAAUCAGUUAUGUUCCUUUUUUUUAUUGAUAAUAAAUAAAUUCGCUAAUGCCUUAUUUUUCAGGGGGUUUUUUUUUUUUUAUCAAGGAAAUCUAACGUUUUUUUAUGCAUCCUGACCUGUAUUUGUGUUUUGAGCUUCUUAUUUGUGCUGUGUAUAAUUGUAUCGUCACCCACAUAUUACUACUUGUGAUAAUUGUUGGUGGGCUUCUGAAUUCUUAUCUUCUGAUCGUUGGUGUUCUCUUUCGUGUUUAGCAAUACCAAUGGAAGGGGUUUUUCAUUUAAACUGAUGAUGCUUUGAAGACCUGCUUUUGAUUCUAAUACUUGAUUUUAAGUCUUAAAAUUUUGUCAAUUUUAUUACGUUAAAUAUUUGGCAGGGGAAGAAAGUAUCUGCACUGGGACCUUUUUCAAAUGUUUGUGAAUUGUUCAUAUGAUGUUUGAUACUUGAACAUCAAAUUAUUGAAACCAUCAUUUAGUUUCAUCCCCUUCUGGGUGUGACACAUAGUAUAUCUUUUCUAGCAUCUAUUGUACAUGAUUUCAUAGCUCUACUGUGUGCUAAGAGUUUAUGAAGCGCUGUGAGUAUUUGGAGUUAUGUUUUGCUUAAAGAGAAAUGUUGGGAAGAGAAGAUUGAUUGCUUCUAUCUUUUUGAAAUUCAUAGGCCCCCUUUUAUUUUCAUAUAACAUGCCUUUCCUCGGACAAUUUUUGACCCUCCAAGUCAGUGCCAGAGAAGAAUUGCUUUAAUGUCCUAGUCUCAAAGAGGACAUAAAAGACUUUAACUAAUUGACUAUAUUUAUCGCUUUACAUUUCUAUGCCAUCCACCAUGCAUUAUGCGAAAUUUGUCCUGUAAUCAGUUGAAGAAAAUGUUUCUUUUACAUACUUCUAUUUAAUUUGUUUAGAUAAAUGGAAUAUGGCAAUCAACCAGUCUCUACUGCUUUGGAGAAAGGGAAAGAUGAACAGUAUCUAAAUAAACCAAAUGGAACUGAUGUUGGGGGCUGGACUCAUGGCACUUGUAGUUUUGAAGAUGAAGUUAUGUCUCUCCCGCCUAUUUCACUGGGUUAUGAUCAGUUUUCUGGACGUGAUAUACAAGAUGAUUGUUACUUUUACACUCCUGAUCUGAAUUGCAUAGAAAAUCCUAAGGUGCGUAAGAAUUGGACUGAUGUGUCCGAGUCCUGCACAGAAUAUGAAAUGCUGCCUCCUGAACUAAGCAUGAGAGGAGAUGGUGUAGAUUGUCUGAUGAGUCCAGCUAUCACUUCCAUGGAUUAUGGUAACUUAGAGAUCCCCACGAACCUCACCCCACCAGGGUGUGAGACUGGAACAGCUUAUCCAAUAAAGAAUCAUGGAGCAGAAGCUCAAAGUAGUCGAAUUAGUAGGUUCCAGAUGAGUGGACAAUUUUCUUCUUCUAGAUGUAGUACAUCUUUGUUGCCGCUUGUGAACAAUUUGGGUGCAAGAGGAAAUAAAAAUGAUAUCAACAUUGGUCAUCUUUCCUCUAGUUCUUCACAAAAAAUUGAUCAGGAUUUCCUUACUCUUGGAAUUGGAGGUGGCAGAUACUUUAGACCUAAUAGCAAUUUCAGUACCCGAGAAAUAUCCAAUAAAUUGGAGGAGGUUUCUUCCCAAUGUAACAAUCCUAUUACUGGACCCCGCCCAAAGAACAUCCCUUCUCAAUUGGCAGGUGGGGAUGCAACGAUCCUAGCUCAUGCUGGUGGGGUGUCAAGACCUAAAAGAAAUUUCUCUGCCCGAAAACAUUCCAGUAAAGUUCAGGAGGUUCCUUCUCGGUUUAAUAAUUCUAGUAUUGGACACUGCCCAAAGAAUGCCUUGAGUCUUUCUCAAUUGUCAGGUGGGAAUGCAAGGUUCCAAGCUAAUGCUGGUGGAUUGUCAAUAUCCAGUAGUAACUUCAGCAAAGGAAUUCCCAGUGAAUUGGAGGGGUUUACUUUCCCAGGUGGGCCUGCAACAGUUCGAAUUAAUGCUGGUGGAUUAUCAGGACCGGCAUGUAGUAGGAUGCUUGAAGGUGGGCUAAUUGGAGAAACAGGAUUCAGGCUGGAUUCAGAUCCAUUUCCCGGUCUUCAUACUCUGCAAACUAAUACACCUACUAAUGCUCCAUCAAAAUGUUAUACAUCGGUAGCUGAGCCAUCUUCAAUGCCAUUGUCAUCCAGAAGCACUUUACUCUCUCAACCUAAAUGUGGUUCACAGCCACAAAUAAUGUCCACAUAUUUUGCAAGUCAACCUAUAUCGUGGCAACAGGAUUGCUCUAGGAAGAGUUCCAUGAAUGUGUCAUCCGAAUCUUCCCGAAAUUACCAUUCACACAGGGACAAACUGAGCUCCACCAGCCAUGUACAACCAGGACAUCUUAGCUCCUCGGUAGAAGGUACGAGUACCGGAGUUGCCAAAGUUGGCUCAUUCCCGUCAAGUGUUCAACCAGCGGGGCAGUUUCAUGCUUUUCAUAAUAUCAGUCCUAUUGCUGCACGUGGGAACUAUAUUUCUCCUGAGAAACUUAGGCUUCAGCUUUUGAAAAAUAGCAGUUACCAGUCCACUGCGGCUGGUUGUUUUCCUAAGAGGCUGGGGCUUCAACCUAAUGAUUUUGCUACUGCUCGACGUGCAAGAGGUCCGUAUCAGCAUGGGAUCUCAGUCCAAUCAUCUGCAGUUUUACCGCGAGUUGAUAAUUCUAAUGGUCAGGUAGUUCCAGUUGCAAAACUAAAUAUUACACCUCAGGUUGCUCCUAUUAUUUCUCAUCCACCUUUGAAAAGGAAGGCAAUUGCAAAUCCCAGUGCACUCUCAGGACAACGGAGGAAAAUCAUUCCACAACCUGCUAUUAGUGAUUCUAUUCCUCAACAAAGGCAGGGCAUUCCACCUAGUCCAGCUCCUAUUCAUAUUCCACCUGCGCCUCUUCAUGUAAAAUGGAAAGGUUUUGAAGAAGCACUUGAGGCAAGCGGACAGAGGUGUGAGUUGUGCAAAAGGGAUCUUUCAUUUACAGAAGAAGGCUUAAUGUACCAGCCCACAAUUCCGCCACCUGUUGCUGUUCUUCCAUGUGGCCAUACAUUUCAUGACCGUUGCUUGCAAAUAAUCACUCCUGAAGACCAGCUGAAAAUUCCUCCUUGCAUUCCUUGUGCCGUUGGUGAAACUUAAUCUCUUCUAUGUUUUUGCUGUCUAUUCACUUUUUUGGUGGAGGGUAAUUAGAAAUAGAAAAGAGGAAGGGAGGGUAAUAGGAAUUCUUUUGUCGGUAGGUGUAGUUCAUGGAACUGUACAUAUAAUGCUGGUUUCUUUUUUGUCAAAGCUAGGCAGGCCCUUCUGUUUACUGCUUUAUGUUGCUGAUUACUAGCAACUAUGCAUGGUAUAGUAAUAUAUAUGGUUUCCGACGAUCUCAUUAUGUCAGUAACCAUGCACUAUUACUAUUGAAUUUUAAAUCAAUGGAUGAGUUGUUCAAUAA